CCUCACAAGAUCCCCAAAAAUGACAUCACGCUUUGUAUUUCCCACGUUCAGUCCAGCAGCUCUGUACGCCUCCACGGAGCCUCUCCACACUCCCUGCACUUUCCAGAUGCAGACACAGAAACUCAACGAAACAAGGACUGGUACAAAGUGAGAGUAGGGAUCACGGAUAACGGUUUUUCGGCGUGGAGCUGGAAGAUGUUUUUUUUAAUAUGUAAGUUUUUUCUGUCAAAUGCCAGAACUUUAAAUUGAUUAGCUUUACUUUACUGAGUUUUUAGUUGUUGUUUUUUUAAUCUUUAAGUUUGGACAAAUGGACUGACCAAAGGUUUUCACAUCUUGGAAUAAUGAGUGACUCCUCCAGGAUUCAUUUCUACAUGGGGAUUUAACAGUUGUUUUAGGAAAAAACUGUAAAUCGUCAAUUUUCCUGAAGCUAUGGAAUUUUCCUUGCGAUUUCACCUUUUUACAGUUUUUGUCUCAAGUAUUAAGGUUUAUGCUCAAGUGGUACAACCUGUGAAGCAUCCAGGCCUGCAGGUGCUGGCCACGGCCUCACAUUAUUGGCCUCUCGAUGCUGUGGACGGAAUCCAUGAGCUGUGGGACCAGAUUGGAAAGAGACCAGGUUAUAUUAACGGAAGUAACAUAAACAUAGUUGAAGGAAUGGUUAACAAGGGCAUCUUUCUGAAUGGAGAUAAUGGCGGCACCUUCCUUCACUUUGGAAACUACCAGAACUCUUGCAUCAGUGACCCUACUUUGUGUGGUCCUGAGGGGAUUACCUUCUCCUUUUUUUGGAAAAACCAUGAAGUCGAGUCCCGCUAUGCUGUGGCCUCUGGAGGGAAAGUUAUAUCCAACGGCUUCUCCGUCUUCACCAAUCCCUAUGGAGGUUAUGUGGAGUUUUACACUCGAGGCAACAACCACAGAUGGAAGGCCAACAUCAAAGUCCCAGGGCCUUACUGGACCCACAUUCUCUUCACAUGGAAAAAGACGGAUGGUCUGAAGGUCUACAUCAACGGCACCUUCACUGCCGGCGACGCAGCUGGCAAUGUCUCGGCGAACUACGGCGACCCCUACCCUGACCUGGUCAUCGGAACUGUCAACGACAAGGCGUAUGGUCGCUUUUUAACGGGCGCUUUUGAUGAGUUUGUCAUCUGGGAAAGGGCCCUUCCGCAAAACGAGAUUAUGCUCUACUACAGGGCAGCCAUAGGUCAAGCCAUUGUCUCUGCCACAACACCCAGAUCCUCCAAGGAAGUCAUUACAACAACACCAACAGCUAGAGCCACUGCUGUGAGUCCUCCUGUCAUCAGCAGUCAGGGGGAGAAAACCCAAAGCCCCCCAGAUCCGGACUCAAUGCCAGUGUUGGGCUUCCUGAAGGUGCUGCCAAACAGGACCAUUCCUCACAACACUGCCAACAACCUCACGCAGGCUUUUCUCAAAAGUGUGGAAGAAGUGCUGUCCUCUCCUGGGCUGCCAGAGCAGUCCGACCCUGUGGUCAGCGGUCUGAUCGAGACCGUGGACCGAGUGAUGGAACACAUGGUGACGAACCUGGAGCCCAGCCCGAACUCUCUCAUCACCCUGGGUGGAACAUCUUUUGUUGCAGAUUAUUCUCUCAUGAAGGUCCCGCAGAACUACAACCUGCAGCAUUAUCGCUUCCCUACACAUGGCAAGAGCUACAUAUCUGUGCCUGGGGAGGCUCUCACUUUGCAGACUCAAACCACCAUUGUUGGCCUCUUCUACCACAACAUGCACAACUACUACAAGGAAAUCAGCCCGGUCAAGACCAGGAUUAACGAAGCCUCUGAUUUCAAGGAUCACAAGAUCCAGAUAGCGAGCUGUCUAAUCUCCCUUAAGGUGGAGCCUUCACCAGCCCUGUCAGUCAACCUCUCUGGAGCACCUCUCAUCAAGAUUGUCCUCAAACACGUUCUGACCAAAGAACAGCAAGACCAAGUACUAAAUCAGAGCAAUAAAGUCUUCCUCUACUGUGCCUUCUUGGACUACAGCUCAAAUGAGGGAGUGUGGUCCAACAAAGGUUGCGUCCGCUCAGAUGGAAACAUGACGUACUCUGUGUGCCUGUGCAACCACCUCACCAACUUUGCCAUCCUAAUGCAAGUGGUUCCCUUAAAGCUCACUACUGGCCACCGGGUGGCACUAUCAACCAUUGGUUAUGUUGGCUGCUCCAUUUCUAUCUUGUGUCUCACCAUCACUCUCGUCACCUUUGCAGUCCUGUCGUCAGUGAGUACCAUCCGUAACCAACGCUACCACAUCCAUGCCAACCUGUCCUUCGCCCUCCUGGUGGCUGAGAUCUUACUGCUCAUCAGUGCUCGCUUUGACCCGGGCACGCUGCCCUGUAAAGUGAUGGCCGUCCUGCUACACUUCUUCUUCUUGAGCGCCUUCGCCUGGAUGCUGGUGGAGGGCCUCCACCUCUACAGUAUGGUGGUGAAGGUGUUUGGCUCCGAGGGCAGCAAACACUUCUACUACUAUGGUAUCGGCUGGGGCUCUCCAUUGGUCAUAUGUGUAGUGUCCAUGACAUCAGCUCUGGACAGUUAUGGCGAGGUUGACAACUGUUGGCUUUCACUGAAGAAUGGAGCCAUCUGGGCUUUUGUGGCACCGGCUCUGUUUGUCAUCGUGGUGAACAUUGGCAUCCUGAUUUCAGUGACCAGGAUCAUAUCUCGAAUCAGCGGAGAGAAUUACAAGGUUCAUGGAGAUGCCAAUGCAGUCAAGCUGACAAUUAAGGCUGUAGCUGUGCUGCUUCCUAUACUUGGCAUCUCUUGGAUCUUUGGGGUUCUUGCCCUUAACAUGCACUCUUUGCCGUUCCUGUACAUCUUUGCCGUGUUUAACUCAUUACAAGGAUUCUUUGUUUUCUUAUUUCACUGUCUUCUCAACUCUGAGGUCAGAGCUGCUUUCAAACAUAAAACCAAGGUGUGGUCCCUCACCAGCAGCUCCAUCCGGAACAUCAAUGUGAAGCCCUUCAACUCGGACAUUAUGAAUGGAAACAAGGAGGGUGUGACGCCUACCAAGAUGAACACAUGGGACAAAAGCACCAACUCAGCCAAUCGUAUGGACCUCUCCGCCGUGUAGAGAUGCAGACGGCCAUCAUGUCAGUGGCAGGAGAGCAACCUGAAACUCACUGGUGACAGAAUGACAAACACUGGCCAGAGUACUCUCCUGCUAUGUUAUGCAAUGAAUCGUAAACUCGUUCACCUCAGAGAGAAUGACAUUAAUGAUUGAGGGGUUCUGUUCUCAUUUCAAAGACAAACAGACGAGGAGGACUGUGCCUUAUUAUUGUCCCAUAAACACACUUUCCUCCAAUCAACGUAGGGAUUUUUGAGGAGCAGGUCAGUAAAGUGACAGAAAGUCUAAAGAUCCAUGAGUGCAGUUCAGGGUCAGGUCAUGGCGUCCUGCGAAGUGGAGAGUGUCGGUGUGUCUGUUGUCCGGUCCAUCUGUUUUGCUAUAUUGCAUUGAUUUAAUGGUUGGCCAGGGUUUAUUUAAGGGAAAAGUUAAGAAACGUAUUUGCUCUCUUGCCAAUGUUACGGUCGAUACCACAUGUCAUGUCUGCAUGGUAAAUAUGACGUUACUGCCAGCAGCUAUAGUUCACCCAGGUGAACACAGCUGAUCUGGCACGGUCCAGCUAACAAAAUCUGCCUUUUAGCAUCUCUAAAGCUCAACAUACCACCUUUGUUUAAUCUGCACCAGAAACAAUGCGUGAAAAUAACACAUUGUGGUGCCAGACUACACUGUAAAAUCUCACAAGUUGAUCUUCAUAAAAAAAGAUACUAAUGACUUGAAAAACCGUAACAGUAACAUGUACAUUUAACUAUUAGUCUCAAGUUAUGUUAACUUUAUAUUUCAUUGUUGAUUUCACUUAAUUUCGCAGUUUAAUUAAAGCAAGUUACUUUGACUUUGUUAAACGUUGCGUUAACUCAGACAACUUUAGGAAACUGAUUUCCUUAGAUAAAUAAAGUAAGCACAACAAAGAAUGUUUCGUUCACAAGAAUAUUAUUAUUUUAGCAAACUCUCAGCAGGAGAGAACAUUUUCUAACAUCUCAAACUUUUCCAUUAAAUCACAGUCAUAUGUUUGAACAUGCAAUUUGUCUCACACAUAACAUUUUGGUGGGGUGAUAGGUAAAGUAUUUUCAGGGUAUGGUUGGUACAAAUGAAAAACCAUAGACAGAAAAAAGUAAAGACAUAUUUUCUCUAAAUAGUGUCUUAGAUUUAUUCAUUGAGAGUAACAAUAUUCAUUAAUGAAAAACUGCAAAUGGAAAACUGCUGAUUUGACCUAGCACAACACAACAACAGCAUAAUAACAACUGAUCAGUGAUGAGACCCUUUGUAAUUCUGAUAUAAAUAAUGUAUUUAUUUAUUUGUGAUUCUGCGUUCUUCAUCAUGUUUCCUGUAAAGUGUCGCAGCUCAACAAUCAUUAUGUUCUCUUGUUAAAUUCUGUGUAUUCUGUGUUUUCUCUCCUGAAUGCUAUAAUUGUUUUUGCAGUACCUCACAUCCUAGCAAGGUGCGGUAUGUUGUGUUAUUGGAGGAGUAGUGGUUGUGUUUUGGACAAUUCUGUGAACUUACGCUAUUUCUUUUACCCAUUUCUUAUACAAUUUCACAUAAUUUUUUUGUCAAAUAAAAUAUGAAUUUUUGUCUACAACAGAGGGACUUGAUGCGGUUAUUGCUUUUUGUCUUAACAUACUGUGAGAAUAGAGGGAGUUGGCAUGUUUUUAAAUGUCCUGUUGAUAUUACACUGUACCAACAUUUAGAUUCCUGAGACAGGAUUUACUGUAAGUCCCUCUGUGCUCUCUUUUCAUGUCAGAUUUAAAGUUAAAUAUUUGUAGUAUUUCUAAGCUUGUAUAUGGCCGUCAGUGAUUGUUGUUUUAUGGUACUAUGAUUUAUGCUUCCAGUUAUCUUUAUUAAAAAAAAUUGAUUAUGAAAAGAAA
This is a messenger RNA of Pleuronectes platessa (European plaice), 4916 nucleotides long. RefSeq names its product adhesion G protein-coupled receptor D1 (gene adgrd1). The transcript is spliced from 25 exons. Gene Ontology annotation, biological process: cell surface receptor signaling pathway; adenylate cyclase-activating G protein-coupled receptor signaling pathway. NCBI's taxonomy places the organism in Eukaryota, Metazoa, Chordata, Actinopteri, Pleuronectiformes, Pleuronectidae. Gene Ontology annotation, cellular component: membrane. The coding region runs from base 430 to 3066 and encodes 878 amino acids. The record is from RefSeq and is a predicted model, not a curated record. Gene Ontology annotation, molecular function: G protein-coupled receptor activity.